AUGUAUGCAUACCCUGGUCAGACCUGGAGCUCGAGGCCCCAAGCCGAUUGUGUCUCAUCACAAACUAAUGUGUUUGACAUGCAUGCACCUGAAAGAAGACCCGUAGAUGCAUUCGACGGUGCGCGGCAACACACUCAACAGCCCAUUGUCACAGGCACAUCAGUGUUAGGCCUCACGUACAAGGACGGCGUAAUGCUUGCAACAGAUACACUUGCAUCGUAUGGAUCUCUUGCACGCUUUAUGAAUAUUCAGCGUCUAGCUCAGUUCGGCGAGCGUGUCGUCAUUGGUGCUAGUGGCGACAUGAGUGACUGGCAAAAUAUCCGGCACUCGUUAACCAAGUUAAUGGAGAAAGAAGAGAUGGAAAGCGAUGGGCACACUCUCACACCUGCACAGAUGUAUGCUUAUCUUUCGCGCACUAUGUAUGAGCGGCGGUCGAAACUUGACCCGUACUGGAAUGCACUUGUUCUGGGCGGGUUUGAUACGAAAACCAAUGCACCGUUCCUUGGCUAUGUCGACCUGCUCGGCACGACGUAUCAGAGUAGUACAAUCGCUACAGGGUUCGGUCUACACUUGGCACAGCCAAUGCUGCGCAAGGCGGUAGAAGGACGCGAAACACAUCUGACGGAAAAUGAUGCUCGAGCCAUUUUAGAGGAAUGCAUGCGUGUGCUAUUUUAUCGCGAUGCGCGCAGUUUAAACAGAUUCCAAAUCGCCAAAAUUACAGCAGAUGGUGCACAUAUUUCGGAACCGUAUAGUGUACCAACACACUGGGGCUUCGCAGAGGGUCUGCGUGGUUACGGUCCUCAAACACAAUAG
Malassezia globosa CBS 7966 is the source of this 813-nucleotide messenger RNA. RefSeq lists its product as uncharacterized. The record is from RefSeq and is a predicted model, not a curated record. Gene Ontology annotation, cellular component: proteasome core complex. Bases 1 to 813 code for a protein of 270 amino acids. NCBI's taxonomy places the organism in Eukaryota, Fungi, Basidiomycota, Malasseziomycetes, Malasseziales, Malasseziaceae. The transcript has 3 exons.